Durusdinium trenchii is the source of this 1383-nucleotide messenger RNA. Lineage: Eukaryota; Dinophyceae; Suessiales; Symbiodiniaceae. The record is from the annotation of a GenBank genome assembly.
AUGGCCAUCUCUGAGCACUCUGAGAUGAAUGACCUCACACCAGUUCGUGUCGGAAAGUCCUUCAGGGAGCGCAGCAAAAGCCGCAGCCGCAGCCACGACAAUGGCAAUCGCAAGGACAGUCGUAGCCCAAGCCGCAACAAGAAACCAGAGGACUAUGGUGUUGACACCAUGAAGAUUACAGACGAUGACGCUGCCUUUAUUCUGGGCAAAGGUGGCAAGACCAAGGAGAAGAUUUCAAAGGUGUCUGGUGCUGAAAUCGAGCUCUUCGAACGUGAUCUCAUCUUGGAGAUCCGAGGCCCCAAGCUGAUCCGGCGGCGUGCCAAGAAGUAUUGCAAGGGCGUCAUGGAUCAACGCACCGGUCCGGUGAACGUCACACAGGAUCACGAUGAUGACGAUGAUUUGACGAUGAUCAGUGUCCCACAAGAGGCUGUUGGCUUCGUCACUGGAAGGGCUGGCAACUUUUUGCGGACCAUCGAAGAGGAAUGGAACACCCUCAUGUUCUUCUGCGAAGUGGAUGGGUCUCGCGGUCGUGUGAAGGACUACGAAAAGUUGGCGAUUUUCGGCACUGUCCGAGCUCGUCGCGGUGCAGAGUUGAAGGUCCUCAGUGCUGUGGAGACCAAAGUGCCCGGCUACUUCGAAAAGAUCAAAUACGAGGUGAUUGAUCGUGACAAAGGGAAGGGGGAGGAUGGCACGUGGGGUACAGACACCAUGACCUUCCAAGAUGACGAGCUCUCCUAUGCUCUUGGCAAACAGGGCGGAACCAGGAAAAAACUGGAGAGAGCAUCUGGCGCUGUCGUUCAGUAUGUUGGUCAGGUGGCCCUUUUCUCCGGCGAGAAGGGAUUGCGUCGCAAAGCCAAGGAGUACAUGAAGUGGUUGUUUGACCAAUUGGAAGGGCCUGUCUAUGUCAACGGCUGGGAAGAUCGUGACGACUGUACGGUGGUGGACGUUCCAAGUGAAUGCAUUGGCUAUGUGACAGGUGCCCGUCGGGCUGCAUUGGGAAAUAUGGAAGAGGAGUGGGGCACGCUGAUGUUCUUCAUGAACAAAGAGGCGAUGAAUGGCGGUGGAAAGGGCCGGGACCGGAGCGCCCGGGGCGGCUCAGAGCAGUUGGCAAUCUUCGGCGAUAAACGCUCCCGGCGUGGGGCAGAGCUGAAGAUCAUGAGCGCUGUGGAGACCAAGAGUCCGGGUGCGUUCACUCGCGGGGUCCGUGAGAAGUUCAGCUCUGAUAAGGGCUUUGCCACGGACAGGUUCAUCUUGAAGGAUGAUGAGCUGAGCUACGCGUUGGGGAAGGAGGGCGCAACACGGAAGAAACUGGAGUUGGCCUCAGGAACAAUCUUGCAGUGCGCCGAGGGAGGUAAUGAAUGCCGAACAUGGAAGGGGUUCUAG